This is a messenger RNA of Cercopithifilaria johnstoni, 525 nucleotides long. NCBI's taxonomy places the organism in Eukaryota, Metazoa, Nematoda, Chromadorea, Rhabditida, Onchocercidae. The record is from the annotation of a GenBank genome assembly.
AUGAAUAUUAGUCGGACAACACAGGCGCAGCGAUAUUCUGUUCGUUUGCAUGUAGCAGAAUCAACACGAGUGUUAGAUGAGAUAACACGAAAACGACGUUUGAGAAAACAGCUUGAAACUCUUGAACAGGACAAUUUUCAUGAAGACCCUCAUGCACAAUUGCAAUGGCAUAAAAAUAUUCCCAAAUUCGAAGAUGAUGAAAUGGGACAAUCGUCGGCUCGUAAAGGAGAUGUUGAUUCAGGAAGGAAAAAGAAGAAAUUCAAAAUGGAAUAUUUCAAACAAAGAUUCCGGAAAAAUUUUUCGGCUUUAGUAGAGGAAGAAACGCUGUCGAAGUCCAUGGAAAUUUCGGGUUUUGAUGCAUAUAAUGCUGCGCGGGCACCACCAAGCUGCAUACCGCCGCGGCAGUUUUGUGCAGCAUGCGGUUUCUUCUCUAAAUACACUUGCAUAAGAUGUGGUGCGCGAUAUUGUUCAAUUAGUUGUAGAGAUCUGCAUAAUGACACCAGGUGUUUGAAAUGGACAAUGUGA